This is a messenger RNA of Ceutorhynchus assimilis (cabbage seed weevil), 443 nucleotides long. Lineage: Eukaryota; Metazoa; Arthropoda; Insecta; Coleoptera; Curculionidae. The record is from the annotation of a GenBank genome assembly.
ACUUUGUAUUUGAGUCUCUUGGACAGUGUUUGAACAAAAUGGCCCAUUAUUUAAAUUUUGCUAUGAGAAAUAUGGUCGGGGUGCUUAUAGUUUUUGUGUUGGUCAUCUGCCAUACCCAAGCAAGAAGCGGCUGUGCAAUUUUUGGCCAUUCUUGCUACGGUGGUAUUGGCAAACGUGCAGAAUUAGCUGAUACCAAUGAAGAAUCUACCAAUCAGAAAAAUGAGCUCUCAACAGGUUUAUAUCCUGAAUCUUCUCAAAAUUAUAUUCCAAGACCCUUCAGCGUUUCUCCAGAACAGUAUGAGCGGAUGAACAAAUACAUAAAUGAAUGGAUUCUGAAUUAUAUGAGGAACCGAGAAGAAUAUUUGCGAAAAGAAGAAGGAUUUGACCGCGAAUAGAUGAAAUCAUUUUCUAUGUUUUAUCCUUUUUAUCAUCUUGAAUAAAAU